Molecule: messenger RNA, 4258 nt
Organism: Zophobas morio
Lineage: Eukaryota; Metazoa; Arthropoda; Insecta; Coleoptera; Tenebrionidae
Gene: Nup160
Product: Nucleoporin 160kD
Exons: 18
Coding region: 89-4246 (1385 amino acids)
Cellular component (GO): nuclear pore
Molecular function (GO): structural constituent of nuclear pore
Source: RefSeq, a predicted model, not a curated record
AAAACGAAAAUAAACCGCCUCUUAUCGUCUUAUCUCCUGUGUUGUGAUAUAACCUAUAUUUUUUUUCCAGAAGUUUUACCAAAAAAACAUGAAAGAAUUUGCCUUGGGGUACCGCGAGGUGAUCCCCGACCAAACAGUAUGUGACCCGUGGCGAGAAAUUAGCCUAAAUACAGGCGGCACUCAAGGCACCCUUCAAGACAUCAAAGUCGCAGAACGAGCCAACGGUUUUUGUUACAGGGACUCGUCGAAGCACCACACGAGGAACAGAUUUAUUUACUGGCGAAUUUCUCACGACGUGCUAGAGCUAGUUGAACACAGUCUCGACGUGAACCUCGCCGGAAAUCGCAUCAGAUAUAAAUUUGUGGACACGCCAAUCUUGGAUGGAGUUUCCAUCCAUGAAACAUACGACAACGUGGUUGUUUUAGUGCCAACUGUGUGUAGCGUCCACAGGUUGAUUUUUCCGCACCCUGACAAGUAUCACAGGCAGGAUCACGUCGCAGGGGCGCACCCAGAUCUCGCAGCGCCGUCGAUUUUCAGCGAAGCCACCGCUAACGACGCCCGAGAUCCCUCAACUUUUCACUUUUUCACAAACUCUAGUUCCCAGUUGCCUUACCUGGCUGACUCCUCACUCACUCUCGCUGAAGAAGAAGCAAUUUUUGUCCUUGCUUAUCCCUCAAGUGAGAUUCUUCUAGUAAAACAAUCCAGAGAGGGAAAAAUCGACUCAAUUGAACUAAAAAACGAGUCAAUCGUUCCGCGGUUUUUGUCAGGACUUGCAGACAAAUUGCGACAAAAAGACAAAGAAGGAGACACUACAGUCAGUCUCAUUUUACACACAUUUGGCCUUGAGACUUUUGCCUUGACGCUAUCUAGGAACGGCCACUUGAAAUUCUGGUCGUGUUCGAAGGCAGAGUGUGUGGCCGUGAUUGACGUAAUCGCAGAAACUGGAGGAAUCGCCCGCAACCAAAUUCAAGGGGCCCAGAAUCAUAUUCUUCGAAAAGCCGUCGAUGGGUACGAUUCUGAGUGUCUCUUGGGUAUUUUUAUGAGCUUUUCCGCUGAAAGUCAGCUGCAUGUUUUUAAACCCAUAUUAAAUGGGUCACAAAUCCGUUUAUUCCGACUAAAUACGCUUCAUUUAGCUCAGAAUGAUUUGAUUGAUUUUUCUUUGUCAACGACGCGAAUUUGGUCGGUUUGGCGAGGUAAAGAUGGGGAGUGUGAAGUGUAUUCAGCGUCCCUUCAGUCAGGGAGUCAUUGGAUACCGGUCAUUUUGGAGAGUGUGCCGGAUGCUGGGCAAACUCCAAAUAUUGAUGGGGAAACGGACCCACGCCAGGUUUAUCUACAGCAUAUUUUCCAACCGGGGCGGUUUCCCUUGCACAUAAUCAGUAAAGCCCUUAACAUCUACAAAAGGUCAACCAUUGUAAGCGACCUCAACCUAUCCACCAGCCACCUAAAACAACAAAUCUGCAUGGCCGUAGAAGACGAAAUCCAAAACGAGCUCAAAGAAACCGUAGUCAGCGACGAAGACUACCUAGAAUGCGGCAACUACUGCUGGCAACGAUUUUACUCAUGUUGUGUCCAGUAUCACGUUGCAGGCCUCAAGCCUCUAGGUCUGCUCCUCCUCCCGAAUUCUUCAGGAGCAGUCCUUUUAAAAAAAUCGAUGAUUUCAUUCCUGAGACCCUUGGACAUUUUUGAACACUUCAUGUACGAGAGCGAUUACAUAUUCAAAGACCAAUUCACCAAAUAUUUUCUUUUAACUGAGAAUGUAGAUAUCACCGAUGACGUCGUUAACCUAUUUAAGGUCAUCAACUACUUAGACCAACAAAUGAGCGAUAUUUUUGCGUACACUUUCGAAAAAGAAUUAGCGUUGUUGAAAGCGCCCGACGUCAUCAUGACGUCUUUGUUGGAUAAAAUCCAACGAGAGAUGGACAGUGAGUUUUCCGAUCACGUAGCCGAGAUGUUGCGAAAGUGCACCGAUUUGUAUCAAGCGGUUCACAAAGUUCUCGAGUUGCUGAGGAUCGAGUAUCAGGUCCAUCCUGAAGAUUCCGACGAUGAUAUAAAGGCUUCAAUUAACCAUAUUUUUACGUCGCAGUUGGGCGUUUCGAUGGUUUCUGGUUGCUUGAGGCAGCAAAUUCAAGUUAGGUUCACGAUUUGUCGGAAUCUUUUGCUGAUAAGCAACAUUUUGUUGGAACGUAGAGAACUCGACUGGAAUGUUUUGGAGGCGAUUCGAUCGGUGUGCACUCCGGAAAUUGUCGUUUUGACCCAAGCCAAUUACGUGAUGGUGUGGCUGUCGGGGUUGUCAGCACUGACUUACUUGCCGACGGAAUCGGCUUUGCAAAGACUUUCGUCGCUAAAACUGGCCCCUGUUUAUAAUUUGAGAACAAACUCCGUCAAUUCGAUUUCGUUGUUUGAGCUUUUCGCGGGAUCUACUGGUGGUUAUGAGGCAAGAAAGUCGUUUGCCAAAAUGAGUCAUAAUGAAGAGACUUUGGCACAUUGGCAUAUGUCACUGUUGCCAUAUUUGAAUUGUUUGUUCCAUGUUAUAUGGCCAAUCAGCGGUAACCCAAUUCUAGCUGAGUGGUUGCUAAGUUGUGGCCAACACUUAUGGUUGCAACAGUACAUUCGUUACUUAAGUACUUGGUGCGAAUGGAACAGCUGCACUCAUAGUUUUCUUCUGGCGGCCUCUCUCCUAACAACUGGUGAGAAUUACAAAGCCCAAGAACUCUUCCAAAUCGCGGCUAAGGGCAUCUUCACUGAUCAGUUUUUGGCGCAGCGUAUUUUAACUUCACAAGACAGCCAGACUAAAGCUUAUAUUAACUACUACCUCAAAGUUAUACACUUAUUUGAGCUCCACAAAGCUUUAGAUUGUGCUAUCAAUUUAGCUAAUACCGCUUUGAGUGUUACGUCACCGGACGACCCACUAGCUGCAACUUUAUACUCAGUCAAGUUUAAGCACCACCUAUCUUUAAAAAAUUACCAAAUGGCGUAUGAUUCUCUCAACGCCAAUCCAGAUUCCGACAGACGAAAAGACAAUCUUCGCGAUUUAGUAAAAAAGUUAUUAGAUGAGAAAAAACUGGACGUUUUGAUGAAUUUCGCCUACGGCGGAAUGGAAGAGCUGUUCUGUGAUAUAGUUUUCACGAGAGCACGCGCCGCGGACCCCUCCCAUAACAUUUAUUACGACUUUUUAUACGCUUACCAAGUGAAGAGGGGACCUACGUUUUUGCGUUUGGCCGCAUCCGUAAUGUAUGAACAAGCGUUUCGUCUGAAUCAAUACAGCGAUGUCGACUCUCUGGAAAAACAAGUGAAAUGUUACUUGGCCGCAAAAAAUGCGCUGGCUUUGUGUGAGCCCCAGUAUGCGUACAUCGUAAUGCCUGUGGAUCAGGUAGAGGACAAAGUUGUUGUUUUGCCCACGUUGGCAGGCAGCGAUGACGAACCCCACGAAAUAAUCGUGCGAAAACAAGUGAACAUCAUCAAUUUAGAAACCCUAACAAAAGAACUAGCUUUCGCUGGGGCCAAACUAAAACUUGUACGUUUCAGUCCUAGAAACUAUUUCGAAAUAACCAAUCCUCACGAGUUAGUAAUGCUUUUAACCAAUGCCGGCCUUUUCAAAAUCGCGUUAUCCAUCUCGAAAUCCUUCGACGUGCCAUAUAGAAUUGUGUUCGAGGCUUUAACCAAAAAAUGCGGCAACUUGUCGAAACACAGCGAACCCGUUGCGUGGAAGUGGCUUAUAGAAAACGAACUUCAAGAUUUACCGAUGAGUACGAAAGGCCCGGCUACCGCAGCCUGGAACCUCCUGCAGGAACUCGUCAGCGAGUACGAGGAAGACAAGAUGUCCGUCAUUCAUAAAAUCGUGUGUAAACAAAUCAUUAAAAUGCACAUGUUCAUUCCGCAGUGGUUGCUGGCUUCGUACAAGAGGCGCAACCCUUCAGAAUUAUUCAGAUUGCUGUAUAGUUCCGGUCGAUUAGAGGAAGCAACAGAAAUCGCGACUGAAUAUAUGAUGGCCGCUUUGGGUUAUGGUAAGGAAUACUACGGAUUCACGCACGCCAUGCAAGCCACAAAACCAGCAGUCUGUCUUCCCAUUCGCGGUUUUAUCGCUCUGAUGAACCAACUCAAGUUAAUUAACGGAAGUGACCCUGAACAACCCUUCUUGAGGGAAUACGAGCAUUUGGAGAGCGUGCUCAAAACUUACUUAGAAACGGCGCAACGGACCUCGACCGAGAUGUGCCAGUAUCAGUUAAGUUUGGUUAAGAGUAAUUAAAGGAUUUUUGUA